Labrus bergylta (ballan wrasse) is the source of this 1991-nucleotide messenger RNA. RefSeq names its product solute carrier family 1 member 7b (gene slc1a7b). Gene Ontology annotation, biological process: L-glutamate transmembrane transport. Gene Ontology annotation, molecular function: L-glutamate transmembrane transporter activity; glutamate:sodium symporter activity; neutral L-amino acid transmembrane transporter activity. The record is from RefSeq and is a predicted model, not a curated record. Lineage: Eukaryota; Metazoa; Chordata; Actinopteri; Labriformes; Labridae. Gene Ontology annotation, cellular component: plasma membrane.
AUGGCCGUGGCUUUGGACGCAGUGUGGGUGAGGGUGAAGAACGUCUGCAAACAGAAUGGGCUCCUCAUCAUGUCGGUGCUGGCCGUGGUCAUUGGCUGUCUUUUGGGAUUCUUCCUGAGGACCAGGCGUCUCUCAGAGCAGGAGGUGAAGUACUUUCAGUUUCCUGGAGAGCUGCUGAUGAGGAUGCUGAAGAUGUUGAUUCUCCCGCUCGUUGUGUCCAGUUUGAUGUCAGGACUGGCGGCCCUCGAUGCCAAGUGUUCCAGUCGGCUGGGUCUGAUCACGGUGUCUUAUUACCUGUGGACCACCUUUGUGGCCGUGGUCGUGGGGAUCAUCAUGGUCUCCAUCAUCCAUCCAGGAGGUGCAGCCCAGAAAGAGGACUCCGAGGACAGCGGCAAAACUGUCAUGAGUUCUGCUGAUGCUCUGCUCGACCUCAUCCGCAACAUGUUCCCUGCGAAUCUGGUCCAGGCCACGUUUCAGCAGUAUCGAACAAGCAGUGAGUACAUUGUGAAGGCCAAGCCCACGCUGAGUCAGGCCCAAUCAGAGUCCAGUACACGGCGAGCGCUCAUCUACGGUAUCCAGGAUGAUAAUGGGACUGAUAUCCAGAACUUCGCCCUUGACCUAACCCCUCCUCCAGAUGUGCUCAUUCGCACUCGGGAAGGAACGAGUGAUGGGAUGAAUGUUCUUGGAAUUGUUAUUUUUUCAGCCACAAUGGGUAUUAUGCUGGGGAGGAUGGGGCCAAACGGCAGCGCCUUGGUGAACUUCUGCCAGAGCCUUAAUGAAGCCGUCCUCAGGAUUGUUGCUAUUGUUAUAUGGUACUUUCCUUUCGGCAUUGUGUUCCUGGUUGCCGGUAAGAUCCUGGAGAUGAGCGAUCCUUCUGCCAUGGGGAAAAAGCUGGGAUUUUAUGCAGUCACUGUGGUGUUUGGACUGGUUUUGCACGGUUUGUUCAUCCUGCCAGCCAUGUACUUCUUCAUCACCAAAAAGAGUCCCAUCGUUUACAUACGGGGAAUCCUGCAAGCCCUGCUCAUCGCCCUGGCAACCUCUUCCAGCUCCGCCACGUUGCCUAUAACCUUCAAGUGCCUCCUAGAGAACAACCACAUUGACCGCCGCAUCAUCCGUUUCGUGCUCCCUGUGGGCGCUACCAUCAACAUGGACGGCACCGCUCUCUAUGAGGCCGUGGCAGCGAUAUUCAUCGCCCAAGUCAAUAAUUACGAGCUGGACUUUGGCCAGAUCAUCACCAUCAGUAUCACAGCCACUGCAGCCAGUAUAGGCGCAGCAGGCAUCCCACAGGCCGGACUGGUCACCAUGGUGAUUGUGCUAACGUCUGUCGGGUUGCCAACUGAUGACAUCACUCUCAUCAUUGCAGUAGACUGGGCAUUAGACAGGUUCCGCACCAUGGUGAACGUGAUGGGCGAUGCUUUGGCAACAGGUAUCAUGGCUCACAUCUGCAGGAAAGACUUCAUGAAGGAGGGAGAUGGGGUUCCUCUGAUCUGUGAGCCCAAACCGGUCAUGAACUCCCCACCUCUGAUGAACUGUCACAACAACAACGGCAACUACCGACCCCCGUCUUCAGGGGUCAAACAGGACCUCAUCCCCUCGGACGUGGCACGGCUGAUGCAGCUGGAGGAAGGCGUGCGGCCGCAGACGGAGAGGAGGAAGCCUCCGAUUCCCCCGAGGCACCUUAAGAAGAGCAAAGAACAAUGCACCAUUGACAUGAAUGGCCUUGAGACCAACGUAUAGCCCCCGUCAAGAGUUUAACGGAUCCUGGAAAGCUGGCAGGACAGCAUGGUCAUCUUUGAUUGUCAGCUUAUUACAGUAUGAAAAGUCAAAGAUGGGCCCUCAAACCUGACUGGAAAGCCUCCAAAAUGGGAAGAUUUUUGUUUUUUUUGUCUUUUUAAACUCAAGGACUUGACAAGUGACAAGUUGAUAAUGGAAUUUAGGAUACUUAAAGGACAAAAGACGAUUUAUCUUCCAACAAAGUCGUCCUUGGUUUG